Molecule: messenger RNA, 2239 nt
Organism: Aspergillus glaucus CBS 516.65
Lineage: Eukaryota; Fungi; Ascomycota; Eurotiomycetes; Eurotiales; Aspergillaceae
Exons: 4
Coding region: 1-1749 (582 amino acids)
Biological process (GO): nucleoside metabolic process
Molecular function (GO): catalytic activity
Source: RefSeq, a predicted model, not a curated record
AUGACCCUACCACAACUUAACCACGACGCCUAUACGGUUGGAUGGGUAUGUGCUCUUCGCUACGAAGUCAAUGCCUCCCGGGCAAUGCUGGACGAGGAACACGAACGGCUUCCUCGUGGCCCAAACGAUGACAACAGCUAUAUCCUCGGCCAAGUGGGCAAGCAUAACGUGGUUAUUGCAUUUCCCGGAGCAGGUGUUCACGGUACAGAAGCCGUUGCUCGAACCACGGCGCAUAUGAUUCGAACGUUUCGCAAUAUUCGGUUUGGGCUUAUGGUUGGUAUCGGAGGGGGUGCUCCCAAAUCACCGGACCCCGCUGACCCGGCAAAUGAUAUACGGCUUGGGGAUGUUGUUGUUGGUGAGCCUAAGGGAAGAUAUGUACAUCCACAAAAGGUUGACCAUACGGAGGCCGCGGCCAAUGUUCUCAAAGACCUCACCCAAUCACUUGAUCGAGUUGAACUAGGUAUAGCCAAAGUCAACACCGUUGCGGAUGAAAAUCAAAAGACAGAGAUUCUCGAUUGGCUUAGUUCAAGUGAUUAUGGUACUGAGCAAAGCGACCUUUUUAGUAAGCGGCAACCAGGAACAAGCCAAUGGUUCAUCAACUCAAACGAAUUCCAACACUGGCUCAGGGGACGCAACCAGUCACUCCUCUGUCAGGGCAUCCCGGGUGCGGGUAAAACGAUCAUGGCAUCUAUUGUCAUUAAUCAUCUCAACUCCAUAUACUAUGAUGUCCGCAGUAUCAACACCUCAUUUAUAUAUUGUAACUUCCGGCGCCAAUACCAGCAAAAGCCAACGGAUUUUCUGGCAAGUCUCUUGAAACAGAUGGUUUGGCAACAUGGCUCUAUACCAGAAGACUUGAGAAGUAUUUACGAGCGCCACAAGGUGCUGGAGACUCGGCCUUCUUCCGACGAGAUUCUGGAAGUGCUGCGUACUGUUCUUUGUUCCUGCCAAAAGGCCUUUAUUGUCAUUGACGCGCUGGACGAAAUCCAGGUUUCUGACGGGGGGCGUGCAACGUUCCUGUCCCAUAUAUUUGCUCUACAAGGGAGUACAGGUGUCAAUAUACUUGCAACCUCGCGAUUCGUUCCAGAAAUUGAAGAGGGGUUUUUCAAAAGGGAAAGCGCUUUUCUGGAGAUUCGUGCCAUGGACGACGAUGUACGGAAUUACAUCGAAGGACACGUGUCACUGCCACGAUCUAUUAUGUCCAAAGAUCCUGAGCUGGAAAGCGAAAUCAAAGUGAAAAUUAUCGACUCGGUGGAUGGAAUGUUUCUUUUGGCAAAGCUACAUUUAGAUUCAUUGCAGGAUAAAGUAUCACGCAGUGAGGUGAAGCUUGCGUUGACAAAUCUUCCUAAAGGCUCCAAGGCAUACAAAGAAGCAUAUGAAGAAGCCAUGGGACAAAUCAAAUGCCAGUUGACCGGCUUUCGAGAUCUUGCUCUGCGGGCAAUCGCGUGGAUUACCUGUGCAAGAAGGCCUCUUACGACCAAUGAAUUGCAACAUGCCCUAGCAGUCAGACGAGGAAUGACAGAAUUUGACGAGGAUAACCUUGUCAACGUUGGUCUGAUAAUCUCUGUGACAUCUGGCCUUGUCGCAGUGGACGAGAAAAGCAACAUUAUUCGACUAGUUCACUAUACUGUGCAAGAGUACUUUGACCAGACUUGGGAACACUGGUUUCCUAAUGCUCAUAGGGAUGUCGCUGAGACCUGCCUGACAUAUCUAACCUUCGAUACUGUAGGGACAGAGGCCUUUGCGUUGUAAUUAUCUCAAACCCCUCUUGUCAAGCUGCCACAAUAUCUUCACAAGUAUGCGGCUCAGAACUGGGGCCACCGUGCUCGCAUACAAUCCGUGGAUAAGCAACUGGUAUUUCGAUUGCUAGACAACGAUCAAAAACUGCUUGCUAGUAUUUAUCCUCUGAUUCUGCCGAAAUCCUUUGAUGGCCCACGUUCUGAAGACAGCAAAACAUGUUACAAAACUCCAUCUGGCGGCAUAUUUUGGCCUUGAAAAUAUUGUGGAAGCAAUCAUAAGAGAUGGUUACGAUCAUACAGCCAAAGACGAAAAAGGACGAACUCCACUAUCAUGGGCCGCAGAGCAAGGCCAUGAGAAGACGGUUCGAGUUCUGCUGGAUAGUGGUCUAGAUCCUAAUUUAGAGGAUGCCUCCGGAAUAAUCCCACUUGUGGAGGCUCUCCUGAAAGGGCAUACUAGAAUCUUGCAAUUAUUCAUGAAGAGCAACCAUAGGCCGAACUUGAGC